Molecule: messenger RNA, 848 nt
Organism: Meloidogyne enterolobii
Lineage: Eukaryota; Metazoa; Nematoda; Chromadorea; Rhabditida; Meloidogynidae
Source: the annotation of a GenBank genome assembly
UGUCUUGUUGUCCCAUUUUUAUUGUCUGCGUCUCUCAAAUUCCUGUAGUCUCUCAUUUAUUAAUUACACAUUUUUCUAAUUUGACUGAUCGCCUCAUUAAUUUUUAUUUUAAUCAGUUUAUUUGUAUUUUUUCACUUUAUCCGAUCGCGUUUAUUUUUUCAAGUAAUUUUAUUUAAUUUUUAAAGAUUCCAAUCAUUGUUAUUUAAAAAAUAUUUAAUAUAAACUUCAAAAUAUCUCAACAUGUCUUGGCUUUUUGACUGGUUUUCUGGAGUUCUCAACUAUUUGGGCCUUACAAAAAAGAGUGGAAAAUUGGUAUUCCUUGGUCUUGAUAACGCUGGAAAGACAACUUUACUUCACAUGUUAAAAGAUGACCGGAUUGCACAGCAUGUCCCAACACUUCAUCCAACUUCUGAAGAAUUAUCGCUAGGUGGCAUUCGCUUCACAACUUUUGAUUUGGGAGGACACGUCCAGGCACGUAGAGUGUGGAAAAGCUAUUUUCCAGCAUUGGACGCUAUUGUAUUUCUUGUGGACGUUGCUGAUUUGGAACGGAUUCAAGAAGCUAGGGAAGAGCUUUGGAGCUUAAUGCAAGACGAGCAAGUCUCUAGUGCACCAAUAUUGGUUUUGGGAAAUAAAAUUGACAAGGCGAAUGCGUUGGGUGAGGACCAGCUUAAAUAUUAUUUGGGAAUUCAGCAAUAUUGCACAGGCAAAGGCAACGUUUCUCGUGCUGAUUUGGCAACUCGACCUCUUGAAGUAUUUAUGUGUUCGGUGCUUCGUCGACAAGGAUAUGGUGAAGGUUUUCGUUGGUUAUCCCAAUACCUCGAUUGAUGCGGAAAAAUUUAUAUAUUUUG